AUGCAAAAAGAGUCAGUGGAACCGAUUCGCGCUUGCAUCGUCCUUGCAUUGGCCACCAGCGCCUUCGCUGGUUUCGUCGGCCACGCUGGCUUUGGCGUCGCGCACGGCGGGUACGGCCUCGGCCUGGCUGCUGCGCCAGCUGUGGCCACAGUUGCCCACGCUGCCCCAGUCGCCACCGUCGCUCACGCUGCUCCAGUCGCCACUUACGCCGCUGCUCCAGUGGCUACCGCUAUCGCCGCCCCAGCUGUUGCCACUUACCACGCAGCCCCAGCUGUCGCCACCUUCCACACCGCUCCAGCUGUCACUGCCGUCCACGCAGCCCCAGCUCUUGCUACCACCGCCGUCCACCACGCCCCAGCUGUCGCCACUGUCGCCCAUGCUGCCCCUGCCUUCGCUGCCUACCACGCUGCCCCAGCUUACUACGGCUAUGGCGUUGGCACCCUCGGCUACGGUGCUGGUCACUACGGUUACGGUCAUGGUCUUCUCGGCUACGGCCUUAACUACGGCUACGGCCUUGGCACUCCAUUCCAUUAUGGUGCUCUCCUCCGCAGGAAGUCAAAAUCAAGAUGA
This is a messenger RNA of Dermacentor andersoni, 570 nucleotides long. The record is from RefSeq and is a predicted model, not a curated record. Lineage: Eukaryota; Metazoa; Arthropoda; Arachnida; Ixodida; Ixodidae.